Messenger RNA from Lemur catta (Ring-tailed lemur), 756 nucleotides. RefSeq names its product RNA helicase Mov10l1-like. NCBI's taxonomy places the organism in Eukaryota, Metazoa, Chordata, Mammalia, Primates, Lemuridae. The record is from RefSeq and is a predicted model, not a curated record.
AUGUUGCGCCUCGCGGCCAAGCUGGCCGCCUUCUUCUGGAGGAAGGCGGACACCCUCGAGGAGGAGGCCGGGCGGCCGGAGCUGGAGCUCGCGGAAGGCGACACCAAGUUGAAAACUAUACAAGGUGUUGUGACAAGAUACUGCAGUGAUUAUGGCAUGAUUGAUGAUUUGAUCUACUUCUCCAAUGAAGCUGUGACUAACAAAGUGCUCCUAAAUGUCGGACAGGAAGUUAUUGCGGUUGUGGAAGAGAAUAAAGUGUCUAAUGGACUGAAAGCAAUCAGGGUAGAAGCUGUCUGUGAUAAAUGGGAAGACAACAGGAAGAACCACGAUGGGGGGCUGUCAGACUCCACCCCCCGCAUGCUGAUCGGCUGUGUGACUUCGCUAAUGGAAAGUGCCGGCUACAUUAACCAGACCACGUACUUCUCUCUGGAGAGUGUGUGUGAAGGUUUCCAGCCCUGCAAGGGAGACUGGGUGGAGGCUGAGUACUGGAUCCGGCCCGGCACGUGGAGCAGCGAGGCCAUAUCCGUGAAGCCGCUGAGGCACAAGCGUGUGGACAAGGUAGCGUGCCGACAAGCGGUUCUUCCCGGUUCUGCCAGACCUGCUGUGCGGGAUAAUUUUCAUGGCCCAGGAGUUUCCUGGAUGUGUUGGGAAGCCAAGAUAAAGUUUAGUCUUGGCCAAAGAGGAGCCUGUUCUCUUACUGAAAAGUUUUGUUUCCUUAAGGAAGUGGAGGCUAAUGUAGAGUGCUGGCAUGAUUAA